AUGGCCAAUCGAACUGUUUACGAGCAAGCCACCACCGGUUUCACCGGUGCUAAUUCACCCAUCACCCUUCCCAACAUUACUAAUGAUAGGUCCUGGCAGAUUCCAUCCUACAUCGUGACGGCCAUCACUAAUUCGUGCCAAUUCCACGGUCGUGAUGAUGAGGAUGCUCCCGCCCACAUUAACCGCAUCACCCGCCUUUGUAGCACCUUCUCUGUUGAGGGUGUUAAUCUAGAUGCAAGGUACCUUCAGGUUUUCCCAUUUACUCUCGCUGGCCACGUAGCCAUCUGGUUCGAUUCGCAGCCAGCGGGAACUUUCACCACUUGGGCAGGUUUACGAGAUGCUUUCUUAGCCAAAUAUUUCCCACCUGCCAAAGCAUCUCAUCUACGCGAUCAUUCGUUCCGGAUGGAGCCUGAUGAGCCGUAUCACCUGGCCUGGGAGCGUUUCCAAACUCUGAUUUCUCCUUGUUCUCAGCAUGGUUUAUCGGACCAGGCACUCGUUGAAAAGUUCUACAAUGGUCUCACCCCCGAGAUCAAAGCCCGGUUCGAUACUUCUGCUGCAGGGCAACUUAUGGGUAAAAAGACUGUUAAUGAGUGUAAUGAUUUGUUUGAGAGUUUCACCCAUUCUGAUAUGGAUUAUAGCACUACCAGCAGGACUUCCAUUCCUGUGACUAUCUCCUUGGCCACUCGAGGGGUAAACCAAGUUGGCUUGGAUUCAUCGGUAGCUGCUGCUUUAGAGGGUCUUAAACAAGAGCUGAAUGAGAUUAAGAAAAAGGUUGAUAGGUGUGAGGUUUUUAGGGGAGGCCACCAUACGAUAGAUUGUCCCACACUUACACUCGAGCAGGUAGAGUUUAUAGCCGGUCAGUCUAGGGGUCCCACGAAUCCUUUUAAUAAUUCUAAUUAUAACUCCAACUGGCGUGGUAGUGGCAAUAAUAGUGGUUUCCGCUCUUUCGGUAAUCCUCCUGGUUUUCCAUUUGGUCAGUAUCAAAAUAGGGGGCCCGGUCUAUACACUAGUAGUGGUUCAGGUCAGGGAGGUCAGUUUAGUGGUUCAGGUUCAGGGGGUCAGUUUGCUAGUGGGGGGUCAAAUCAAGAGGGUCAAGGUAGUGGUAAGGGUUCAGAGGGUAGUCUAAGUAGGAUUGAGGAGAUGUUUGCUCAGUUGAUGGUGAGAGAUCAGGCUACACAGAAAACUUUAACUGAAUUCGGUAAUUUCGCUAAAAAUCAAGAGCAAAUAAACAAAAAUCAAGAGCUUCAGCUUAAAAAUCAACAAUCCGCGCUUUUAGAUCUUCAAAGGACAGUAGGUGAUAUAGCUAAGCAGUUACAAGAAUACCCUCCUGGUCAGUUUUCAGGUAACACUCACACUAACCCGGCUCACCAUUUAGUAAAAGCAAUCACCACCCGUAGUGGAAAGAGUUUAGGAGAGGUAGUUCGAGAGAGGGUAGAGAUAGAGGAUGAGGAAGAGGUAGAUGAGGAGAUAGAGAUGGAGACUCCCGGUAAGGUGCAACAUAGGCUAGACCCAGCAAGUACCGCACACACCGAGGAGCCUCAAGUAGAGAAGAGUGUAGAGAAACAACCGGUAAGGGUUAGACCGUCACCAUUAGUUGAUCAUUUUCGCGUCCCAUACCCCGGCCGCCUUAAGCAUCAAAAAUAUGCUAAAGAAUAUGGGCAAUUUCUUGAAAUGUUCAAGCAAUUGAAGAUCAACCUUCCUUUCAUCGAAGCCUUACAGUCCAUGCCCAAAUACGCCAAAUUCCUUAAGGACUUUCUCAAGCGUAAGGAUAGGAUAGGUGAGUUUCCUAACACUCCAUUAACCGGAGGUUGUUCCACGGUGGUCUUGAAUAAGCUACCGGAGAAACUAACCGACCCAGGAACCUUCAUGAUCCCAUGUUUAUUCGGUGGUGAUGUCCAAAACCAUGCUUUGGCCGACCUUGGUGCUAGUACUAAUUUGAUGCCAUAUUCAUUUUAUGAGAAACUAGGCCUUGGUGACUUGAAAUCCACUCGUAUGACCCUAUCAUUAGCGGAUAAGACGAUUAAGUAUCCCCAGGGGAUUGUAGAAAAUUUGUUAGUGAAAGUUGAUAAGUUUGUAUUUCCGGUGGACUUCGUAGUACUAGACAUGGAUGCUGAUGAAAACAUACCGUUGAUUUUAGGGCGACCAUUCUUGAACACAACCAAAGCUCUUAUAGAUGUCUUUUUAGGCACUAUCACACUUAUAGCGGGUGAGGAAUCGGUAGUUUUUAAGGUUACUAAUUUGAGAGGGUCGAAUGAUAAAGUGGAGGCAGUGGCGUCGGUGGGGGAGAGUGAGAAAGAUGAGAGAGAUGAGAAAGAGGUGGUGAGUGUUUUUAGUCUAAAGGAAGCGAUAGGACCCAAGUGUGGGGAUCCACCGGAUAGAAGAAUGGAGGAAUUAGAGAAGAGAAUGGCGUGUUUAGAAUCUAAGCUAGAGACACUGAGCAAGCCUCAGUGUGGGGAUGGAGAGAUUAAGAAUACAUCUAGAUUCAAACCGCCCGAUGAUGAGUUGAGAGGUUGUGAGAUAUAUGAGGGUGUUUGGAGAAAUGCGGGUCGUAAUAGGUAUGAUGGUGCUACAGCCCGUGAGUUUUGGUACGGAGGUGAGCUGGAUCUACAUGAUCCUCCGUGA
Helianthus annuus (common sunflower) is the source of this 2622-nucleotide messenger RNA. RefSeq lists its product as uncharacterized. The record is from RefSeq and is a predicted model, not a curated record. The transcript has a single exon. NCBI's taxonomy places the organism in Eukaryota, Viridiplantae, Streptophyta, Magnoliopsida, Asterales, Asteraceae. The coding region runs from base 1 to 2622 and encodes 873 amino acids.